This is a messenger RNA of Pteropus alecto (black flying fox), 854 nucleotides long. RefSeq names its product OCIA domain containing 2 (gene OCIAD2). NCBI's taxonomy places the organism in Eukaryota, Metazoa, Chordata, Mammalia, Chiroptera, Pteropodidae. The record is from RefSeq and is a predicted model, not a curated record. The transcript is spliced from 8 exons. The coding region runs from base 122 to 586 and encodes 154 amino acids. Gene Ontology annotation, cellular component: mitochondrial inner membrane.
CGGAGGGGGCGGAGCAAGAGAAGGAAGGAGAAGGCUGCAGGGAAACUCAGAGAGCAGAGACAUCAGGUCAACGAGUAAGCUGAGUGCACUUGCCUAGAAGAAAAGCAAAGACAAAGUCAUCAUGACUUCAGUAUCUACUCAUGGAAACCAAGAUAAACCUCCCCACUUGCCACCACCAAGCAAGCAGAGCCUGUUGUUUUGUCCAAAAUCAAAACUGCACAUUCACAGAGGGGAGAUUUUAAAGAUUAUCCGAGAAUGUCAAGAAGAAAGUUUCUGGAAGAGAGCUCUGCCUUUUUCUCUUGUAAGCAUGCUUGUUACCCAAGGACUGGUCCAUCAAGGUUAUUUAGCAGCUAACCCAAGAUUUGGAUCUUUGCCUAAAGCUGCACUGGCUGGUAUCUUGGGAUUUGGCCUUGGAAAGGCAUCAUACAUAGGAGUAUGCCAGAGCAAAUUCCAUUCCCUUGAUGAUCAGCUACGUGGAGCUGGUUUUGGUCCAGGGCAUAACAGGCACUGCCUGCUUACCUGUGAGGAAUGCAAAAUUAAACAUGGAUUAAGUGAAAAGGAAAGUUCACAGCCUUCAGCUUCCUAAACUACAUAUCUAUGGCUUUUGAAGUUUCUUAAACCUCUGAAUUUGUACACACUUAAAAUUUCAAAUGUACUUUAAAUAAUAUACUUACAGUGAAACAAACAUUGUGAUUCGCUCAUUCUAUUGAAUGCUUUCUGUAGAAGGUUCCUAAUUGAAUUGAGCAUUGUAUAUUUUUCUACUAUUUAAGAACAUGUUGGGAGCUUUCACAAUCAAAAAGAUAUUAUGUUGCAUUCUAACUUGCUUACAGCCUAAGUAAAAGAAUUUAGUCUUC